Lineus longissimus is the source of this 2613-nucleotide messenger RNA. RefSeq names its product nuclear apoptosis-inducing factor 1-like. The transcript is spliced from 4 exons. Lineage: Eukaryota; Metazoa; Nemertea; Pilidiophora; Heteronemertea; Lineidae. The record is from RefSeq and is a predicted model, not a curated record. The coding region runs from base 1152 to 1784 and encodes 210 amino acids.
CUGCUCAUAAUGGGGGAGGGGGGGGGGCAAUAAAUCACUGCAAACUCGCGUGAGUACCAUCGUCCUGUGGGGCAUUGUGAUUAUCAUUCUAUAAGAUUACAGUGUGACUGACUGAAUGACGGGACUUGGGGGCUAUACUUCAAUAGGCCCCCUUUGUUAAAAACUACAUUUCCAUUAUUGAGGCGGCCAAACUAUUAGUCCCAUGUCUCAUACAAUAAAUCUCCUUUCAAUAGAGACACUCGUCGGGUUAUAUAAAUCUUCACAUUGUAUCUAGCACCGCAAAAACACAUGGGCCUACAAUGAGGGUGUAAAGACUGCUAACUCAAUGCAUUGGUACUGGCCAAUAUACAUGAUGUAUGCCACAAUCGACUCAAAACGACGUAAAAAGGCAAGUCUCAUAAACAAAGUGAAUAAACAACAGGAAGAUAUUCACUGUCUUUGCCAAGAGCUGCUCCAAUUGCCCGCCACGCAUUUUCCUUCUUCAGGCUGUCCUUGUUGUCGGAUCUGGAAAUGUCAUAAAGACAUUUGUAACGUUUUACUUCACAUAUUAGUAGCUCUUUUGCGUCCGACAUUUUAACUUCGUUAUGUGAGGAAGCUCAAGCGUAAAACGACGUAAUCAAUUCCCAUUCCCCAUCUAGGCGCCUUUGAAAAUAUGCAUAAACAUGAGUCAUUGGUCCCAUGACCAGAAAAGUGAUCAUUCAUUGGUACGACGCCGCGAUCGGACGCAGAGAGUUAAAAUUUGUUGAACUCUUUAAUAUCGCACGCCGACCGAACGCGCUUCCGGACGCCGAUGGCCAUCGCCGUCGCACGCGAAAGUAUGAAUCAACACCACAACGUCAGCGUCGAGAAUUUGAUCGUGCGUCGGUCGCCGGCGGUCGUGCGUUGGAGUAUGAACUAGGCUUUAGACUUUUGUAACUAUGUAAUAAGUCAUUACGUGGUAUUCACAAAGCAUUCUUAUGCUUCUCCUAAUGCCUUACUUACUUCACCUCUCGUAACGCUCACGUUGUUUUGCGCGGUUGAGCACUUUGGCCGGGGUGAGUCAUUGAUGUAUUAUGAAAUACAAUUGAGCAUGUCGUCACUGUAAUAGACCUAUAUACAGGGACACCACAAGCUCUAUACACCAUUAUUUCCCGGAAUUUGCAAGAAGCGUGAUGGGACCGAAGAGGAGAAAAACUCUCGUCCCGCGAGAUGACGAGGAUGACACCAUUUUUAACAGCUGUCAGCCGAAGUUUUCCCCCACCGAAGUUCUAAAGUGUGUUAGUCUUGUGGAAAAGAAUUGGAGGGUUAUUAAUGACAAGUUUUCAGAUGUGAUUACAUUGAAGCGAAAGCAGGAUGUGUGGAGUGACAUAACGCGAAGAGUGAACAUCGUUGGCACAGUACUUAGAACAAACAAAAGCAUUCGGCACAAGUGGGACGAUAUGAAAUCAAAAGUCAAACAAAAGGCCGUCUAUGUAAAAAAGAUGUUGUCAAAAACUGGCAACGUGCCAUUGGAAGAUGCCAUUCCUCAGCUAACGGAAUUGGAGGAAAGGAUUGCAGGACUCAUCGGGACUGAAAUGAUUGAGGGAAUCACUGGCGGCAUAAAUACAGAAGAGCCUGUCUCCGGGGACCAUGACAACCACGAGGACCGCGACUUCGAUUUCGAAACGCGGAUAUCAGAACAAGAACUUCGAAACGAAAUAGAUACCAUUGCCUCCCUAGACAUUGCCGUCUACGAUGAAGACGUCCGUUCUCCUUCUCCACCACCAAGGAAUCGUGUGCGACCACAUAAGGGUCCCGUCUCCUGAUCGUUUAUGGAGUCCAUGGGAGAUUCUCCUCUUCCAGCAAAGAUGUCCGCUCAUGUAGAUUUGCAGAAAUCACUGACUGCUGCUCGAAAUAAGAGAGCUUCAUGUACCAUGACACGCCGUGAUGAUGUCAACUCCGAUGAAGCCGUCCGUUCUCCUACUCCACCACCACAACGCUGCAGCUUGCAAUCUUCAAAGCGUGGUUCUUCUGUCCUAGAAAGAACGUCAUCUGUACUUUACUGUCGGGAUCACCAAAGACAAAUCGUCGAGUUGUAGCGCUAUUCAUCACUCAUCCUGUCGAUGACAUCUCGGAUGGUGACGUUCCUUCAGCUUCAUAUUCUUCUUUCCGGCGAUCAGGAAAGGCUGGUUCAUCCAUGGGAUCUGCAGCAGAAAGGAAACUUUCCUAUGCGGCUGAAGUAGUCGUGGUAGAGAAGGAGCGGGUAGAAGUUGAGAAGAAGCAACUUGAUGUUGAAGAAAGAAGGCUUCACCUGGAAGAAACAAAAGUUGAUAUCUUUAAAAAGGCUGUGCAUCUUUUGGAUUUACUAGUCACGAAAGCCAGUGAAUCGGAGGAUAUUGGUCCAAAACUGAUGGAACACAGAUCUAGACAGGGCAAAGGAGAGUGAUUCCUUCAUGGUAAACUUGUUAACACUGCCGAAAUAUUACGGACAAUUGUGCCUGGGUUCUACAUCUGCCCUAGGUGACUGAGUUGUAGCCUACUACAAGUGUAACCUACUCUGCGAGAUAUGUAAUUGCUUAUCAUAGUUUUUUUCUUCAAAACAAUCAUGUGUUAUGGUAGAUAUCAUAGUUUAUUUCUUCAAAACAUUCAUGUGUU